AUGGAUGAUUCUGAUGAUGACUCCAUCGCCUCAACCAUCCAUACCGACCAUGACUCUGAGGAAGAAUGGCAGGUGUCUGAUAUCUUAGCGGCCUGGGAAGUAGACGGCAGUCUACGGUAUUUGGUCAAGUGGGAGGGAUUUGACCUGUACGAGGCCACUUGGGAACCCGAAGAACAUCUGAACGAUGAGCUCAUUAACGGAUGGGAGAGAGCCAAAGCGGAAGGGGAUUUUGAUCUCUUUCAGAGAAUCAGAGAAUGGAAAAAUGCUUGGAAGGACAAGUAUACCGAAAGGCUCGCACGCCAUCAAGAAAGGAACCGACGUCGGAAGAAGAAAGGGCUAAAGACCACUCCAUUCACAUACAUGGACGAUUGUUUAGCUUGGGUGAAUCGUUUCCCAGAUGGCGAUGAACUCAUCGGCUCGGCGGUGUCAAGUCCAUCGGGCACUGUCCCAGACUUCGACAUGGACACUGGGAUAGGACAACAGUCGCAGUCCCUCCCUGCAAAACGAAAGCUGUCAACUGCAAGCUUGAGUGAGGAUAAUUCCACGAAACACAGUACCCAAAAUAAUACAACAAAUACCCACAAGACAGCAUCUGCACAGGCGAGCCUAAACGCGACUUCGAUCAACCACAAGCAAGCAUCUCAGAAACCAUCAGGCAGUGUGUCCAAACCGAGGUCAGCACCGACGAACAGCCUUCUCUUUUCCAAAUUUUCCAAGCCGACAAAGCGUCCUGAUCAACGCAAGAGCCAAUUAACAGCCCGCAAGACACAGCCCGCGCAGGCGUUCACUGGCAAUGUUUUUGUGGGGGGGAAAGAAAGAAAGAAGCGCGCGACUCUCGCUGAAUGUGCCACAGAUCCCAGCAAGACACCGAAGCUUAUCAGGCAUCGGUAUGCAAGGAUAAUUGAGAAGGCGGGCCGCGACCGAGAAUGUGCUGCACCAAUAAGAGUGCCUUCCGACCUGAUCUCGUUGAACCCAGCAGACCGAUCUACAAGUGAUUCGAAUAUUCCGAGUUCCGAAAUCAUGAGAAAUGGAGGUCAUCCGUUGAGCGCUGGGGACAAGUAUGCGCCGCAGGAUGAAAGCACUGAAGAUAAGCCGCCAUCGAAGGCCAAACUCAAGAAGUCAAUCAGCUGGGGCACCGUCGAAGAGACAAUAAUCUCUACCCCGGAAGAGUCGACCGUGUUUGAUAGGGAAGCUAGUUUGUUCUUACGUGAGAACUCUGUUGCCGAUACGGAUACAGCCUUGACGACCAAGAUGGAGGAGCCUCCAGAUGAAGAACCCAUUUUCAGCCUUGCUCAGGCUUCAAGCCGAUAUGAUACAUGGUCUGAAACUACACCGGCUCCCACUAUGCACAGGGAUAAGAGCCCUUUGAGCAGGACGAUAGCCGCAGAUAUUCAGUUCGGCCCAGGAACUCGAGAGACAAUAUCAGUCGACUUUGAGAGGCAUCAAAUCCAGUCCCAAAACGAAGUACCGUGGCCUGACCUUUUUGAGAACGAGCCCGUCUUGAUUUUCACGCACACUUGCAUAACGCGAGAUUUUGAUAGUCAAGAGAAAACCCUCGUUGCUGAUAAGCUAGGCACCGGCUCUAUUACAAGCGAUAGUAACCCAGCUGGCCUGGAUCUGGUCGCCAAUUGGCUUCGUUGUAGGUCUCUAGGUGUUCUGUUAUAUCGCUCAGAUAUAUGUAUAUUCAUACAUAUGCCGCCUCAACAAGACAAGCUGCAGUACUCCUUGUUUUGCCCAGCUUCCCAUUUCACAACUCGUUCACUCGCACCGAUUGCACUGCCAGAGGGUCUUGAUAGGAGAGAUGUACUGCCUCGAAUAACGUCGACACUCUUCAAUCGCAUGCUGGGGUUUCAAUACGAGAAACUCCUGCCAGAAACCAACCCUAUGAGUUCUAGCAAGCAUACCUUUUUCCUCGCAUUUCCGGCGAGUGCAGGGCUAGAAGCCCAGUUUCUGGGUACAUGGCUGAGGAGUUGCAACCCCGAAUGCAAAAUCCUCUCUAGCUUUUUUCCUGGACACUGGCGCAGUUUCCUGAGGUUAGAACACGGUGUGGUCAUCGUGCACGAGGAGGCCAUAUGGUCCAUACGAUUGUUUCCAAAUGUCAAGUCACCGCUCCAGAUGACAUCCAACUUCAGCUUUUGGAUUUUCUCCAAGUCUCUCCAGCCUCUACCACUAUACGACUCUCUCGAGCAGCCUUGUAGAAUUGGCGAUGUGACUUUACAGCCAAUAUGUGGACCUAGAAAAGCUCUGUUGGUUACGCCCAGCUUUGUCGUUUCGCAGCCUCUACAGGCUUGGAGCUUCUUCAAAUGGUUUUACAAAAGUUGGUACCACGCUCGGGACAGUGCUCGACUCGUUGUCUGCGCUGAUUUCGAUACCUGGAUUCUAGGAGUUGCCGCCGAAUACGAGGACGACCGGGCGCGGCAUAAGAGCAAAUCCUACAUCCGGAAAAUUGAAAGCGGUAUUGCUAGAAAAGAACACGAAGUACUCUACAAAAUCUGGGGUAUGGUUCGAGGCCUUAUGGAUCCGUCGAGCGAAGAUCAGCCGGCGCUCAUACACGCCCCGGAUUCAAUCGAUGGUAACGACGAACAAAGCCUUGUCAAUUGGUUUGGGUGGUGGUCUAUCAUGAACCUGGAUAUGUACCGCAAGUUCAGUGUGGUCGGAUCCAAUGAUAAAGCGCACGAUAGACUCACUCGCCACAUCACGAGUCCAGAGUUUAGUACCUCGACGUUAGGUAGUCCGGACGAAGCUUACCAAGUGAAGGACCCAAAGGAUUCCUCCCAAACACCGUUGCAGGAGACAUCUACCGCUGAAUCAGUGAGGAGUCAACCGCGCAAAAAGUUUUGGCUGAUCAAAGGGGAUGACGCUACGUCGUUCAAGAAAGUUCUCAACGAAUCAGAGAAUAAAAUUCACAAGACUUGGACGCCUGUAUCUCUAUUGAAUUUACCAGUGGCUUACUGGAACCCAGGUAUGGCAGACGCCUUUUCGCGCGGGUUUGCGCCAUAUAGCCAAUGUGUUUGGCACUUUAGAGAGGCCGUUCAUGGACAUGGGCACCAUAACACCGGCCUGGCCCUCUGUUACACACCUGAGGGGACUUGGAGCCCUGGUGAAACUCGCGAGAAUCUUGGGAAAAGCCGACGACCAUGGCUUGUUGCGUAUAGAGCGAUAGAGCCGUUCAAAAAGCCAUGGACAGGAACAGAGCUUGUGAUCUGGGAUCCUGCCUGGAAGGCGAGUGUCAGAGGUUCUGGAGAGAUUUACGAAGGAGAUCUCAUUGAAGCACAACUACGAAUGAUACAAGCUGUUCGUCAAAAGCUCGAUACGGUGUUGAAAUUGAAGAAGAUAUGGAUUGGGGGACCGGAUCUAAGUCCUGGCAAACUAACCGAGCCCCUAGAUGUCACAAUUCACCAGAUGCAGCACAUCAUGAGGGAUGUGAAGUCUGGUAUUCCAGCUCCGGCAUGGGCUAUGAUCGACAACGGGUGGAGGCUCGUCAACUCCGGCGACGGACCCCCCAGGUCACCGUCGCCGCCUUCUCCAGAGCCAAUGGACAUUGAUGAGCCGAUGGAUACAAGUGAUGUGGCAGAGAAUGCCCUCAAGACCGUCUUCCUCCCCCCUCGUGGAAAGACAAUGAACCGGCCGAGUAACAGCAAGAACCGUCUGUUUCAACAUUGCUUUCAUGACAAGGCUCGUGGGAACAAUGCGAAGGAAACAGAGUAUAGAUUCCGACCAACAAUGGAAUGGUAUGAGCAACAGGUCGAAGAAGGCCGCGGUUUCGAGCACAUUAGGGUUGCUGCUUGGGACACUGUCUUCGAACGAAACAAGAUUGACAACCCUGAACAGGACGGACUGCAAUGA
Molecule: messenger RNA, 3846 nt
Organism: Fusarium sp. VM40
Lineage: Eukaryota; Fungi; Ascomycota; Sordariomycetes; Hypocreales; Nectriaceae
Source: the annotation of a GenBank genome assembly